AUGGAUUUUGCGCCCUGUGACCGCGUUCAGCACACAAACGACGAAGCAACUGCCACGAAAGCUCAUGCUGUCCGGCGUGGCUAUUGGAAGGACCCGUACAUAGUACACUUCUGCCCUUUUCCGUCAGUGUCUACACCGGAAAUCAGUCGCGGUUACUAUAUACGGGUCCAGACGUUUGAGGCAAUGGUCCUGCGUUUUAUUCAGGAAAAUAAUCGGAUGUGUCAAGUCAUCAACCUUGGGGCCGGCUCCGACACACUGUUCUUCCGAUUAAAAGAAAAGAAUCUCGUUCCUGCUGCGUAUGUUGAAAUUGACCUUCCUGCCAAUAUGAAGAAGAAAGUGUUUACUUUACAACGAAAUAAAACCUUAUGGACUGCACUCUCUUGUGAAUGCGUGUCGUUCGGAUGUUACCACUUGCUCAGCUGGAACCUACAGGAAUCCCCAGCCUCCCUCAUUACUCUUUUAUGCGAUUCUCCAGAGGGUCCAAGGCUUUCCCUCGAACUUCCUACAUUUUUCAUUGCUGAAUGUGUCCUCGUGUACAUCUCAAAUGAGUCAUCAAAUUCUCUCUUAUCUGCACUUGCAACCGAAUUUGCGCGGGCGGCUUUCUUAAAUUACGAACAGGUGUGUUAUUGUAUACAUUACCGCAGUGUAAGUAAAUUUUGGAUCUUUCUUGAUACAUGCAACGGAGUAACCUCAUUUCUGUUUCUGACAUCCACUUAUAGAAUCAGAAGAUUGGAAAUGUUGGAUGAUACGGAGAUCACGAAGCAGUUGUAUGAUCACUAUUGCAUUGUUUUGGCCACGAACAGUGAGGACGUAUGUCGAUGGACCGAACUCAAGAUGGCCCUUUCUGAGGUAAAAUAG
This is a messenger RNA of Mesocestoides corti, 858 nucleotides long. The record is from the annotation of a GenBank genome assembly. NCBI's taxonomy places the organism in Eukaryota, Metazoa, Platyhelminthes, Cestoda, Cyclophyllidea, Mesocestoididae.